Messenger RNA from Camellia sinensis, 1251 nucleotides. Lineage: Eukaryota; Viridiplantae; Streptophyta; Magnoliopsida; Ericales; Theaceae. The record is from RefSeq and is a predicted model, not a curated record.
UCUCUCUCUUCUACUCCCCAGAAAAACACUCUAUCUCACUCUGUCUCUGUGUGUGUGAAAAUGGAAGUAGUGAUAGUGAAGGAAGAAGAGACGACGGUUAUAUCAUCGUCGUCGUCGAGCUUGUCGUCCUCUUCGUCGCCGAGGCCUAUGGAGGGGCUUCACGAUGUGGGUCCGCCUCCGUUUCUCAGCAAGACGUUUGAAAUGGUAGAAGACCCUUCUUCUGAUUCGGUUGUCUCGUGGAGCAGAGCUCGCAAUAGCUUCGUCGUUUGGGACUCUCACAAGUUUUCUACGACUCUGCUUCCUAGGUACUUCAAGCACAACAAUUUCUCUAGCUUCAUUCGCCAGCUCAAUACCUAUGGUUUCAAGAAAGUUGAUCCAGAUCGAUGGGAAUUUGCGAACGAAGGGUUUCUGGGAGGUCAGAAACAUCUCCUGAAAACCAUCAAGAGGCGAAGAAAUGUUGCGCAAAACAUGCAACAAGAAGUAGGGGCUUGUGUGGAGUUAGGUCAAUAUGGAAUGGAAGAAGAACUCGAAAGGUUAAGGAGGGAUCGCAACAUGUUAAUGGCGGAAAUUGUAAAGCUCAGACAACAGCAACAGAAUGCGAGGGAUAAGGUAAGUGGAAUGGAGGAAAGGAUACGAAACACGGAGAGAAAGCAACAUCAAAUGAUGAGUUUCCUGGCCAAAGCCCUAAGUAGCCCUUCCUUUGUCCAGCAAUACGUGGAUAAGUAUCUUCAGAAAAGAAAACAGCGAGGCGUUGAGAUUGGGCGUAAGAGAAGACUAACAAUGAGCCCUAGUGUAGAGAAUUUGGAAGAAGUCGCAUCAUUCACCGUAGAGAUUGGCCAAGAACAGGAGGAUCUGGUGAAUAUUGAAUCGGAUAUGGAGACAUUGUUCUCUGCUGCAUUGGACAACGAAUCGAGCAGUGAUAUAGACCCGAAACCUGAAUCUAUCUUAACAAGUAGUGGUACCAACUUGGAUAAUGUUAGUGAGACUAUGUGGGAAGAAUUCUUUACUGAAGGUGUUAUAGGUGGGAAUGAAGAGGGAGAAGUGUUGGUGGGCAAUCAAUUGGAAGUUGAUGUGGAAGUAGAGGAUUUGGCAACAACGUCUGCAGAUUGGGCCGAGGAUCUACAAGAGCUUGUAGAUCAGAUGGGAUUUCUCAGGGAAUGGUGGAAGUUGCAAGGAGGCCAAGAAAUGAUUCUAUUCUUCUGUAUCCUUCAAUUAUUUCCAGUUAUCAAAUUAGUUUUUUUUUUUUUUUUU